Molecule: messenger RNA, 620 nt
Organism: Thamnophis sirtalis
Lineage: Eukaryota; Metazoa; Chordata; Lepidosauria; Squamata; Natricidae
Source: RefSeq, a predicted model, not a curated record
CCGCUUACGAGAAAUGAAUGAGCAGAACCGUCUGAUGGACCAAAACUUGAAAUUCCUUUCUCAGGCUGAAGACAAGUAUUCUCAAAAAGAGGACAAAUAUGAAGAGGAGAUCAAGAUUUUGACUGACAAACUCAAGGAGAUAAGCUGAAAUGCACCAAAGAGGAACAUCUCUGCACGCAAAGGAUGUUGGACCAGACCCUCCUCGAUCUGAACGACAUGUAAAAAAAAAGACCCGAGGCAACGGCAGCCCCCUCCCACCCUCCUGAGCAGCCAUUCUCCAUGCGGGUUCAACUCUGUUCGUUGUUUUUUUUCUCCCAAGGGAAAAAAUGAUAACAACCAGAAAGUUGACCUCUAACCCUCCCGAGGGGGGGAAAAAAAGUCAUAAAUUACAUUCUUGAUAUUUGGGGGGACCAAUUUAGUUUUUUUAAAAAACACCUCUGCUGUGUUUUUCUUUUUUUUCCUUUUCUUCCUUGCCCACCGAGACAUUCCUUAAAUUUUCAGCCGGAAGGAAGGAAAAAGAGGCAGCCCCCAUUGGAAGAAUUUGAAGGGAGUGAGCGACUGGAAGGCGUGAAAUUUAAGGCGUUGAAAUUAUUACGUGGCCGAUGUGUGUUUCAGGUUAA